Messenger RNA from Bombyx mandarina (wild silkworm), 2422 nucleotides. RefSeq names its product piggyBac transposable element-derived protein 4-like. The record is from RefSeq and is a predicted model, not a curated record. NCBI's taxonomy places the organism in Eukaryota, Metazoa, Arthropoda, Insecta, Lepidoptera, Bombycidae.
UGGUUUGCGUGGCCACUCUGCCAAUACAUUCGACUUACGAAAACGCGUAUUGGUUUUAUAUUUACAGUUUAAUAGUGACUGGUACACACGAUCAUAUCAAAGGUAUUGUUCGAUCAAAAUGGAUAGUAGGGCUGGGCCAUCUAGAAGUAAAAAUAGAUCGAAAACAUCAACACCUAGUAGUAGAAAACAACGUUGGUUGAGUGAUGACUCGGAAGGUUCUGAAGGAUUUAGUGAUGAAGAAGUGUGUUCGCAACGAGCUCAGGAGGAGCAGUUGUCUUCAAGUUCAGAGGAAUCUAGUUGCGGCAGUGAUGACAGUAUCUUUGAUACAAGACUGAAACCGAAAACGCUCAGCCGUGGACCACCAGCUCAGUCUUCAAGGUCAUCUGCCGCAAAGACGACAAACCGUAUUCCACCACCUCCACCUUCAAGAUCACCUGCUUCAAAGUCGACCAGCCGUGUACCACCAGCUCAACCUUCAAGUUCAUCUACAUCAAAACGAGGGUUAUGUGAGUCAGAUGGAAGCCCAUGUAAGAGAUUUAGACCUAAGUUUGGCCACGUACCAAGUACGCGUGAUAAAUCUGCUCAACCUAGACUAUCACCAGAUCCACAUACACAUAGAUCAAUAUCGAUGCGAGCGCCUCGCCAACUAGAAAUUGAGGGAACUAGUAAUUUUGAGUUCAAUUAUGAAAUUGACUGCCGUGCAAUAAUGCCGGCUAUCGUUCAAGAUUAUGGAGAUAUGCCUGACAUACCUGAUAGCAUUCUAUUUAACCCUUCAACUCCUAGCGUGUCUCUUCUGAGAUCUGAUGUGGUAACUCCAAACUUUUCGUCGGAACGUGAUGCAGCCUCUCCUUCUAUUUUGUCAUUUCGGCGAUCUGAAUGCAGUUCUCCCGACUUACCUGCUGAUAACAAUGAUGUCCCAUUGCUUGAUAUUUCACCUUCUCGUCAAGGAGCCACGAGCACCUGGAGCAUUGAUCCGAGUUGCAUGAAGAAAAUUGAUUUUACCAAAGAACAGGAACUCUUAGUGCCGCCUCCGACUGAUCCUUACGAGGCAUUCCGUCUAAUAAUCGACAACGAGUUAUUAGACCUUAUUGUGCGAGAGACAAAUUUAAACGCAGCUAGAGUUGCUUCUUCAGAAAAUGUCAAGCAGACCUCUAGAAUAAAAUCUUGGAGAGAUGUAACCAGGGACGAACUGCUCACCUUUAUAGGACUUCUUCUCCAUACAGGAACAAUACGACUUAAUCGUAUAAGUGAUUAUUGGAAGCGGCACCAUUUAUUUAAUACUCCAUGCUUCGGACAAUUCAUGUCUCGUAAUCGUUUUCUUCUAAUAUUGCGGUGCCUACAUUUUUCGUCUGAAUCAAGUGAAGGAGACCGUCUUAUUAAAAUUCGCCCAUUCAUGGAUCAUUUUAAUAAUAAAAUGAACACUAUAUAUAGUCCGGGCAAAGAGUUGUCAUUGGAUGAGUCUAUGGUAUUGUGGCGCGGUCGAUUGCUGUUCAGACAAUACAUAAAGAACAAGCGUCAUAAAUAUGGCGUAAAACUUUAUGUUUUAGCUGAACCGGAUGGUACCGUUUUAAAAUUUCAAGUUAACGCCGGUUCAAACGAUGAGACAUCAGGGCCAGGUCAUUGUAGUAAGAUCGUCUUCAAACUUCUAGAAGAGAGACUGGACUGCGGCCACCAUGUAUACAUGGAUAAUUAUUAUAAUUCUUAUGGCUUGGCUGUGAAAUUGCUAGAUCGACAGACGUACUGCACAGGAACUUUACGAAAAAACCGUAGAGAUAACCCUGUUGAAAUUGGGUCUGUCUCAUUGGAAAAAGGAGAAAACAAAUCCUUAUUCCUGAACGGUGUUCAUGUAGGAAGAUGGAGGGAUAAACGUUACGUACUCUAUAUUUCUACAGAACACGAUAAUGAGAUGGUGGAAACUACUUCCAAAAGGGGAUCUGUAGCAUUGAAACCAAAGGCCAUUGUCCAUUAUAAUAAUGUUAUGUCAGGCGUCGAUCUUCAAGAUCAGAUGUUGGCUUACUAUCCAGUCCAAAGGAAGACGCUGCGUUGGUACAAGAAGCUGUUCGUACAUGUGCUGCAAAUGAGCCUCACUAAUUCAUUGCACUUGUACAACAAAUUUUCGCCGAACGACAAAUUAAAUCUAUAUGAUUUUCGUUUGAAGAUACUGGAGAAGCUUUUACCUAAUCCUAAUGAUGUCAAUCGACGCAAUGUUUUAAAAAUGAAACAUGAACUCACUAAAAUAGAAAAGGUCCGGGUGAGAACGAAGAAAGUAGGAAAUAUAACUAAAGAAACUACAGAAGUGGCCCGAAAAGAAUGCAAAGGUUGCAAAGCGCAGAAAAAGAGAGUGCAAACAAUUUAUGAAUGCAAGCAAUGCGAAAAUUCUCCAGGUUUUUGCACAAAAUGUUUCUGCCUUGCGCAUUCCUGA